This is a messenger RNA of Eutrema salsugineum, 306 nucleotides long. RefSeq lists its product as uncharacterized. Bases 1 to 306 code for a protein of 101 amino acids. The transcript is spliced from 2 exons. The record is from RefSeq and is a predicted model, not a curated record. Lineage: Eukaryota; Viridiplantae; Streptophyta; Magnoliopsida; Brassicales; Brassicaceae.
AUGAGUUUGACGAAAUCAGGCAGGCACCAUGCCUAUGAGAAUUCGAAGCUGUACAAAGAGAGGACCAAGGCGUAUCACGAUUCCAAAAUCCUCUCCAGGCAAUUUGAACCGAAUGAUCAGUUGACACGACAUCAGUCAGGUCCUUUCAUAGUCAAGGAGGUUCGCCCCUAUGGUGACAUCGUCCUCCUCACACCAGAUGGCAGCAGGGAGUUCACAAUGAAUGGACAUAGGGUGAAGCACUACUGGGCCAAAGCUGAAAUUCCGGAUGGACAUAUCGUUCCUCUGGACGGUGCACCUCCUGCUUAA